GUGUGGACGAGGUCCAGCAGUGUAGUAGUUUGCAGUGCUGGUCCAGAACCCAGGAUGGAAACGCAGCAGGUCGUCGUCGUUUCCGUCAAAGAAGAAGAUGAAGAAUCCAAAGUGAGCCCGGUGAAGGAGGAGGAAGAGGAACCCGGGGUUGGUCCGGUCAAGGAGGAGGAGGCGGAGAGCCCCCCAGACCGAGCGAUGGAGGAGCAGCAGCCGGAGCCCGGAGCACCGACGGCUAGCUCCAGCCCCGACAGCUCCGAUAACCCGGAUGUUCAGGACUGUAAAGACGAGCAGGAAGUGGACGAUGAUGACGAUGAUGAGAGCUGUGAUGAAUCCACCAGAGCCAAAGCUCUCUUAAAGGACCAUCAGGCCUACACCAGACCGUACCGCUGUGAUCAGUGUGAGAAAACAUUUAAAAGACCCAGCGCCCUCAAAGUCCACCAGCGCAUUCACACGGGAGAGAAACCGUACUGCUGUGAUAAGUGUGACGCUAAAUUCACCCAGCUGGCCAAUCUAAAGGGCCACCAGCUGAUCCACACUGGGGAGAGGCGCUUCUGCUGUGACACUUGUGGGAAAGCUUUCGACACGUCCAGUCACUUAAAAGUCCAUCAGCGCAUCCACACGGGAGAGAAACCGUACAGCUGCGACCAGUGCAGCGCCAAAUUCACACAGCUGGGACACUUAAGGGGGCACCAGCGCAUUCACACAGGAGAGAAACCAUUCAGCUGUGACAAGUGCGAGAAAACUUUUCAUACAUCAAGCGCCCUUAAAGCCCAUCAUCGCACUCACACUGGAGAGAAACCGUGCAGCUGUGACAAAUGUGGGAAGACUUUUUAUACACCAAGUGCCCUGAAAGCUCAUCAGCUGAGUCACACAGAAGAGAAACCAUUUGGCUGUGACCAGUGUGGGAAAACCUUCAGUACAGCGAGGUGCCUGAGAGUCCAUCAGCAUGUUCAUACAGGAGUGAAACCAUACAGCUGUGACAAAUGCAACGCUGGCUUCACCCGGAUAACGAGCCUAAAGGCUCAUCAGCGGGCGCACUCAGGAGAGAAACCCUUCAAGUGUGAUGAGUGCGGGAAAUCGUACGUCACGUCAGUGAACCUCAGAGUCCAUCAGCGUAUCCACACUGGGGUGAAUCCCUUCAAGUGUGACGAAUGUGGGGAAUCCUACCCGACACUGGGGGACUUUAGAGUUCACAAGCGGAGCCACUUCGAACAGAAAUCUUUAACUUGUGACGUCUGUGAGAAGACUUUUGAAAAAGCGAGUGAUUUUAAAGUCCAUCAGCGCAUCCACACAGGAGAAAACCAGUUCAUCUGUGACCAGUGUGGGAAAGGUUUCACUAAGUUAGGUCUGCUCAACGUCCAUCAGCGAGUUCACACGGGAGAGAAACCGUACGGCUGUGACUUUUGUGGGAAAAAGUUUAGGACUUCAUGUCGACGUAGGGAUCACAUGCACAUUCACACAGGGGAGAGACCGUACAGCUGUGAGCAGUGUGGGAAAACCUUUGCAGGGCGAACAACCCUCCACAGACAUCGACUCACUCACACCGGAGUGAAACCGUUCCGCUGUGUCCAGUGUAGGAAAUCUUUUACCAAGAAAUCGAGUUUAAAACUUCACAGACGCAUUCACACCGGAGAGAAGCCGUUCAGCUGCGACUUCUGCGAGAAAGCCUUCAGAGCACGAGCCAAUCUAGAGAUUCACAGACGAGUCCACACCGGGGAGAAACCGUUCAGCUGUGACUUUUGUGAGAAAGCCUUCAGAGCUCGUCUGAAUCUACAGAUCCACAGACGGAUUCACACCGGAGAGAAGCCUUACAGCUGUGACAAAUGUGACGCAGCGUUUACGCAAGCAGGAAGUUUAAAGAUACAUCAACGCGUUCACUCCUGAGACAUCAGACCGGUGUCCUCCCCAUGCUCACACUCUUUUGUAUAUUUAUCUAAUGUAAUCAGCUUUUAGGCCUUAUUUAUACGUCUGCAUGGAAGGACUCUGCUUGUGCUGGCUCUGUGGAAUAAAAGUCUAAAAUGUCCUAUA
This is a messenger RNA of Cheilinus undulatus (humphead wrasse), 2028 nucleotides long. Its product is annotated as zinc finger protein 271-like. The coding region runs from base 55 to 1884 and encodes 609 amino acids. Gene Ontology annotation, molecular function: RNA polymerase II transcription regulatory region sequence-specific DNA binding; DNA-binding transcription factor activity, RNA polymerase II-specific. NCBI's taxonomy places the organism in Eukaryota, Metazoa, Chordata, Actinopteri, Labriformes, Labridae. The record is from RefSeq and is a predicted model, not a curated record. Gene Ontology annotation, cellular component: nucleus. Gene Ontology annotation, biological process: regulation of transcription by RNA polymerase II. The transcript has 2 exons.